AUGGUCUACACUACCCCAAGCCCGUCUGAAAAGGUGCAAUCUCCAAUAGGCCUAGCCCACGUUGUUCUCAGAACCGCAAACUACAAGCCCAUGGUGGAAUUCUACAAGGCCUUUCUUGGUGCCUUUGCCACUUUUGAGAAUGAAGUGCUCACCUUUCUGACGUACGACGAGGAGCACCAUCGCCUCGCCAUUGGGCACGUCCCAGGCACUUCGGAAAAGAUCCCCACAUCUUCCGGGUUGGAACACAUUGCGUUCCAGUUCAGCUCGCUUGGUCACCUCAUGCAAGCGUACGAGCAACGCAAGGCCCGGGGCAUCUUGCCUAUUUGGUGUGUCAACCACGGCCCUACGACCAGCAUCUACUACCAGGAUCCCGACGGCAACCAGCUUGAAACCCAAGUCGAAAACUUCGACACUGUUGAUGAAGCUAGCGCAAUGAUGGCAUCGCCAGAAUAUGCAGAGAACCCUAUCGGUGUCGACUUUGAUCCCCAGGAACUGAUCCGUAAGUUACGGGACGGAGAAGACGAAGUGGCUCUGAAGAGGAGGCCCAAUAUUGGCUCAUGA
Molecule: messenger RNA, 561 nt
Organism: Ilyonectria robusta
Lineage: Eukaryota; Fungi; Ascomycota; Sordariomycetes; Hypocreales; Nectriaceae
Product: Glyoxalase/Bleomycin resistance protein/Dihydroxybiphenyl dioxygenase
Exons: 1
Coding region: 1-561 (186 amino acids)
Source: RefSeq, a predicted model, not a curated record